UUAACCUAGCAGAAGUCGAAAUUGCGCUUUGAGAGGCCAGAGCCUCGUCUCAACCUCGCUGGCCACUGAAUAGAGAGACGCAUGAGGCUCUGGGACCAGGGAAGGCUAUUAAUUGCAACAUGGGGAAAUUUCCCCAUGUUGCAACGGAAGCAAGCCAUUGCCUGAGGCGGAUGUUUCGAGUAUCGUUAUUAUUGAAGCAAAUUUUCUGAAUCCCGCCUACGUUGGGGGAGACAAUCUUCUCGUAAGAAUGAAUUCGAAUGUAAAAGAGGAGUAGACAGGACAAGGAACGAUACUAACAAACAAGGUGAGUUUAGCAAUCUUUAAAAAUCCAUAGUUAUCUUUAUUCCGGAAAUAAAAGUUGAAUGAUGACAUUCCUUGGUACAAUUAUCCAAAAUAGUUACAGUGAAAAAAAACACAUUUGUAAAACUCAGUGAUAAUAGGAAAGGCCAGCAUUGAACCCAUUGUUAAUGAAAUAUUUUGGGAACGAAAUAAUGUACAACAAGUAAGCGGUGAUUGCUAGUGAUAAGUGACACGUUUUUAUAUUUUUCCAUCCGGUUUAUCAUCAAUGACUUGAAAAACUUCGUAUCUCCCAGACAUCAUUUUAAAGGAGACUUCUCUUGGCCUUUGUAGUUACGAUAAAACUGAUUUUUUUUUUCUUCGAAAACAAACAAUCUUUGCUCUCCUUUUUUUUUUACAAAAAAGGCGUCUUAUAUUCACACUUAGAAUAGCAUGCCUUUAUUUUUAAACCAUCUAUUUUUUUAAAAAAAAGCUAAAAUAAAAACACAUUUCUUACUGAAAAUAUUGAAUUCCCGGUACUGAUUUCAAGCGAACACAUUAGUCUGCACAUUGCUUUUAUCAUAAUUCAGUAGACAUUGCCAUAUCCUACUCAAUUGAGAAAAACAAAGUUCUGUUGCAGAGGCUGUGGGUGAUUGUUGCUUACUUUAGCAUGCUGUUAAAAAAAUUAAGGAAAGUUUAAGCUGAACAUUGUAUUGAACAGAGUUAAAGUGAAUACACUUUUUUCAAGGCUCUAUAUUCUCUUAGAAAUUCUUUGCUCAUUGACUAUAUAAUAGUAAUUGUCUGUCUCGGUGAUAUAUUGAUUUUGCCUUAGUCAUGGCACAUUAGAAAUGUCCCCAUUUUCUGCUUCAUUCUUCCAUGGACAUAUAUUUGGCUAUUCUUUAUGCUGACCUGACAGCUGGUUAUUGGCAUUUGAAAACAAUAAAGUUGGCUAUACAGCCAUACACCCGAAAAUAUAAAUGAAAUCCCCACGGACAGACUCAUAAACAAAUAUAACAAAAAAGGACAUCGAUUUGCUUCCGAUUAUCCACUCUUUCCGGCUGAGGAAAUCCCACCAGCAGUCAAUCGUUAUCACAAACCAAAUCAAUUAUUUAGUGGCUUUAAUUGAAGUAGAAAGCAUAUCUCUGAUUAAAGACAAUUGGGUUCUUCGACGUAUAUGACCUUUCCUUACGUUUAAAGCCAAAGAUGAUAACUCUAAAAAUCCUUAGAUAUAAUUGGUUUAUCCACCACUGUGCGGCCUCUUUUUCUCCUUAGAUGACGAGCGUUCAGAUGAAAAAAAACAUUCAUGCUAUUUCCGAAAACCGUUUCUGAAAAGAAAUUAACAAAUUCAACAAAUUUUAACAUGUGGAAAAUGAUUUAGAAGGUACUAUUGCCAACAACUUCUGUAACAUCUUUCUUCAUACCUGUCCUUUUUUUUUUCGUAUAAGUAAGACGUGAUUUGUUGCGCGCGUGAUUUAUGGGGGCAUUAUUAUCCUAUUGAAGAGCUCCAUUCAUGGUGUCUCUAUAUAGGAAGUUUCUCAGAAGGGAUCUAUAUUCAAUCACAAGAUAAAUACUACAUCUUUCAAAAACCAAAUACUUAUCUUUUAUCGCCAAAGAACCUACUUAAUAUGUUAAUUUAUUAAGGUUUUUUAAAUAUGAAUUCAUUUUGAAUUGAAAGGGAUUCAUGCGUUGGAUUUAAGGUAAGUUUUUCAAUAGAGAAAAUUAUUUAAAAAUAUCAUUCUAAAUUUCAAAGCUAAGAAAAAAGAAUUCUAAAGCGUAUACUUACGAAAAAAAAAAUAAUUUCAAAAGGCGACAAACUAAUUUAUUUGCCAAUUAUAGCUCGUUAAAAUUAAUAGAUGCCCUAUCAUCUCUGCAAUAAUACGGCGGAGUGUGUUUUUACAGAUCAUCUAAGAAAUAUAUCAAAAUACAUACAAUUCAAGCCGAUUUGAAAGAAUCUUUGAAUGUUUGAAUAAAAGUUUGUGAAAGCCUGAAUUUGUUAUAGCCGUAAUAAUAAUUAAAAACAAAUCAAGAGAUCAUCUUUGUACGAAAUUAUUGCUUUAUUCACACUUCCUUAUUUAUUAUAAACAUUUCUGAGUAAAUAGAAUCGUUAAAACAACGCUUAAAAAUAUAAGUAAGGUUAAAAGAAAUUCUCGAAAAUGCUCUUUUGUCUUUCUGGAGUAACAGGUGGUCAUUGCUGUGAAUGAUAUUCCGCACCCGAAAGAAUGAGCACUCUCCCAAAAAGUUAAAAGAAAAAACUGUACCAGAGUACAUACAUUGGAACCCUUGAUCAAUCGAACUUAUUACCCGCUCACAAGAAUCAUUUUUUUUUUAAUUUAGUCUAAACUGGUUCUUAUGUUAAUGGUGCUUAGUGGAAUUUUAGGCUACGCAAGUUCUUUAAUAAUUCCUGAUGUAAUGAAAAAUAUUCUACAUCUGUGAAAGGCAUUCUGGCUAUGCGACUUCCAUCGCUAAGCACGCGUCGCGUCCUUAUCUUGUUCGCGCUGUUUAUCAAGGUGCACAGUAGCUUGAUGGACGAGCAGCUCUGUGCGGAAAAGGCGCAGAUAGACUGCAAGUGCCGGGUCAGCGGUGAACAGAUGCUUGGGCUCAAACGGGAACGACGAGGGGACUGGUGCCAGAACUUACAGAAGUGCAUCGACUGUUUGUCUGUACCGAGGUGCGCGUCACGCAAUCUUGCCCGGUAUCGCUCCCUCCUUCUAUCCACAGGCAUCCUGAGUAGCAAAACGAGAGUCUGCCCUCGGAUUCAUUACAGUGCACUGGCGAGGCUGAUAAUAGGAGCCAUGCCUUCCUGCACCAAGCCAUCACGUGACCAAUGCGGUCAGCGGUGCGAAUGCAAAGACGGUCGUCUUCACCGCUGCCAACGCGUGAGGGGCGAGUUUACACGCAUGCCAUACGAGGAACGCGCGCGAUACACGCGAGCUUUCUACAAAGCCACCACGGACCCCCUCUACAAAGACGACUUCGAGAAGCUUUUAAUAGAACAUUCCAGACUCCCGUCUAACUACCUUCAUCACAUGCCACAGAUCUUCUUCCCCUGGCACCGCUGGUACCUUUCCAAGAUCGAGUCCUUUCUUAAGAUGAUUGACUGCCGAGUGACCAUACCAUACUGGCAGUGGACCGCCCAGGCCGGACACCUCUGGCGCACACUUCCGUCCGAUGUUUGGGCCUCUGGACCGCAGGGGCUCGGAGGAAACGGAGUCCCCCCUGAUUGGUGUGUUCAAGAUGGGAUUUUCAGGGUGGGUAACUGGCACAUGCCGGUUGUCAAGGGGGGUGGAUGCUUGAAGCGGCAGUUUAACAAGACAUGUCAUCUCCCGGAUGAGGCUGACUUGAAGAAGGCUCUCGAAAUCAAGGAUUUUCUAACAUUCGAGCGAAUAAUUCGAGACACUUUCCAUAACAGAUUCCACGACUGUGUCGGCCGAUUGAUGCAUUUUCACGUGACCGCUUCAGACACCCCCGAGUUCCCCUUACAUCACGCCUUCAUUGACAAGAUCUGGGACAUGUGGGAGAAGAAACAUAAGGUGAAUAAGUACCGAUAUUACACCUCGCAGAAUUACCUCAUGCCGCUGGCGGACAGAUACCCAUGGGAAUACCUCGAAAGUGACCAUUUACCAGGCAAUGUACGAGUAAUGUAUGAAGAUUAUGAUAACAGGCACUAAACAAGUAAAUGAUUAUCGUGUAAAUCCCUUUAAAGUAUACCCUGGAAAAUACCCUUUUUAAUAAUCUUAAUAUAUUAAUUAUACUGUUCUUGGUGUGUCAUGACAUCGAAAAGAAAUAAAAGUGUACGGACAUUUUUA
Nematostella vectensis (starlet sea anemone) is the source of this 4082-nucleotide messenger RNA. Its product is annotated as grixazone synthase. The coding region runs from base 2724 to 3944 and encodes 406 amino acids. NCBI's taxonomy places the organism in Eukaryota, Metazoa, Cnidaria, Anthozoa, Actiniaria, Edwardsiidae. The transcript is spliced from 5 exons. Gene Ontology annotation, molecular function: oxidoreductase activity. The record is from RefSeq and is a predicted model, not a curated record.